GGACCCUCCCCGGCGCCGACCGCCAUGCCGGCCCAGGCCAGCGGGGCGCCGCAAACCUCGGAUCGUGGCAUAUACGGCGGGAUAGUGCCGAUGCAGGAUUAUGCUUUCCCCAACCUGAUCUCCAUCCAUCACCCCAUGAGGUUCCACCAACCAGGUGACCAGAACAUUCUCGGGCCACGAGCCGUACAACGGUCCCCUGAAUGGAGUCGACCCUCGGAAACGGAACGCCCGUAUAUGAUCGUGGGAGACUUGGCGGAGAGUUGGGAGUUGCAGGCGGACGGCGUUACCUUCGUAUUCCAUCUUUACGAGAACGCCAUGUGGCAUGACGGCACUCCGGUUACCGCCGAGGAUGUCGCGUACAGCAUGGAUAGCCUGGUGAGUAGCGCGGAAAUGAACGACGCACGCACGGACGAUGAUCGAGCCCGUAACCUCGACGACACACGGCUCUGGGAAAUGCGACCAAACAAUCCGGCGCCUGAUUUCGUCUCGAUGAUUGCGACCGACGCUCAACAUGAUUCGUGUCCAGGCGUGGCCGCGCGACCCAUCCGGCGUGGCCACACCUCAGACCCAAUGGGACGAAAACGGUAUGGGGUCGGGGCCAUUCAAACCCACGAAACUGUCCAAAGACGUCUCCAUUGAGCUGGAGCGCAACGAGAAUUAUUGGAAAGAGGGUCUGCCCUACACUGACGGCAGCAUCCACUACUACAUCGCCGAUAAGGGUACGGCCAUUGGUUCCUACCGCACCGGCCAGGUCUUGACGGCGACGUGGCCAGUGACCAAUCUGAGCAACACCGAGAUUCUGGAACUGCAAGCGUCCGAAGCCGACAGUGUGGAUGUCUAUCUGAUCCCCAAUAGUAGUUUGCUGGGAACGCUGAUUAACACGACUAUUGAGCCUUUCAACGAUGUGCGGGUCCGCCGGGCCCUGCAUCUGGCGGUUGACCGCAGCGAGUUUCGCGAAAUUUUCGGCGGAGGGAUCGCGCCGGUUGGUACGCCGCUGCCACCGGGCACCUGGUUCGGGCGGACGGAGGCGGAAGCCUUGGAACUGCCCGGUUUCCGCAGCGGCCCGGACGGCGGGAAACAUCCGGAAGACUUGGCAGAGGCGAAGAGGCUGCUAGCUGAAGCGGGCGUGC
Molecule: messenger RNA, 1130 nt
Organism: Geodia barretti
Lineage: Eukaryota; Metazoa; Porifera; Demospongiae; Tetractinellida; Geodiidae
Source: the annotation of a GenBank genome assembly